CCAAGCCGCGUGGCAAAAUGGUAGUGGGUUCCGCCCAGACGGAGCCAUAGCUCUUUCCGUGCAGUGACCGUUUUGAGAGCGAAGUGUGCAUGUCUUCGCCAGUGUAUGUCGCGAACCCUCCCAAGCUGCGGGUGGAGAGCGACAUAGUCUCAGGAGUGCGGCUCCGGCCCGAAGGCCACUGCGCGCGCCGGGGCGCCCCCUGCUGGCGAUACCGGAGGCUGAGGCUGGAGGAGCCGCGUGUGGACCGCACAGCCACAGCCAGGCCCAGUGCUGGGAGGGAGGCGCUUCAGAGAGUCGCCCCCACGCCCGGCUUUAGGGGGCCAGCGGACUUGACGGAGGAAGCCUGGAGCACAGGGACGCCUUGUUGGAAAGCCUGACCAACCUAAGUGAAGGCAGGCCAUGCCAUCAGGGCUAGAGAGGAGUCAGGCAGGGUCCAGACUCUACUUGCGGGAUCCGGUGACAUAAAGUUAGGGCUUUAGCUUCAGCUCUGACUUCCUCCUGAAGGACCUGGUGACCAUCGGGAUAGACCAGUUUGCAUAUUGGUGGCCUGUUAUUGUGUAUCAGGAACUAUUUACAAAUAUCCCCUUCCCCUUUUGUGUUAAAAACCUUAGACAAUUCCAGCAAAUCAGAAAUGAACAUUUAAUUUUGGUAUUUGUUCUUUUCACUAUUUUGUCUUUGUGUACAGGUUUUUAAAAGCACUAUAGUUAGUGCUCCAUGGAUAUAGUCCCUAGCACUUGGGAGAAGCAAGAGUCUUGUGAGUUCCAGACCAGCCUGAGCUAUGUGAUAAAACCUUCAAAAUAUCCAAAGAAUUGCAACAAGGGUGCCCAGGGGUGACCAGCUAUAAAAUAGUUGACACCUUUGGAUCACCUUUCAGCGACCAAAAGCUUUCUUUUUUGUUUAAUACUUGCUCAAAUAAGGAAAAGAAAAAUUCCAUGGUUUAGCUGUACUUGUGUGCUUCAUGCAUUUUCAUUCGUGUAACUUAAUUGGAUGUGAUUGCUGUUUGCAUUGCUGUGAGCAUUGCAGGUCUAGUCUGGGGAUGGGAAGGAAGUGCUUGGGUUGGAUCCAGGGCUUUGUGUCAGUACACAUGGAGUAGUAACAAAAAUAAUUUUAUGGUUAGGGGUCACCAAAGCAUGUACUAAAGGGUCGCAGCACUAGGAAGGUUGAGAAACCGUAGAUUAGAUGCACAGCUGCAGGCUGGUCCCUGUCUGUGGAGCUGUCUCCUGCUUAUCCCUAGCCAAAUAGUGCUGAUUCCUUGUCAUUUCUGCCCUAAAUGCACCUCAAGGUGAUUAGGACUUCACUGUCUGGCCUGUGUCAUAAUGGACAGGUCACAUGAAUCUUGGGCACACUGCUGAUGCUGAUAAAGGUUCAUCUUGCAAACAGUAACCUACUAGGCCCACAGUGUUUUGUGCAGAGAAGACCUUGAGUAAUUAAGGAACAUGUUGUCCUUAUGUCUAACUUAGCUAUUCGACAGGGUUCCUCUUGGGAGUCAGCACUGAUUGAGUAUUAAUUUCCAGAACACCUUGUUGGUCAGGGACUUUAACAGCAUGCAGCCUGCACACCUGAGAGCCUUGUCUUGCCAGGGCUGCCCUCACGCCUCCACUAUCAUCAGCUUCCCAGCUAAACGUAAUCAUGGCCUCAUGUGCAUCUGGAAUAGGAUGUCUGCACUACUUGACUGUGUGCAGGUCCUUUGGUCCCUGCUGGUGUUAGUCACUCCUUUCUCAAGGAUGGUCCAGCCUCAGGAGCAUACUUGCUUUGCUCCUGUCACUGCUCAGGAGACCAACCUUUCCUGAGGUGUUGGCUCUGGGCGUCCUUUCUGAAAAACCUCACUACUUUCAUCCUGACAUCUCAGUAUCUUCUCUGGUCCUUGUUACAGCUGGGAGGCUCUCCCAUUCUCUCCUGGCUUCAGAACUCCCUCAACCUGCUGUAGCUUCUCUAUCUCUUUCAGAGAACCUGCUUGUCAAGCAACAGCGGGCCUGGGUAAAAUGGGAUAGCCCAGUCCUCAUUAGCCUUCAGGCCAGGGUUUGGGGCAAAGGCAGAAAGCAUCCCUUCCACAGGGACAAUCGGUAGAGAAAGAUGCCCUUCUAUUUUGUCUUAGGGAAGCAACAGCUCAGCUAACCCAUGUGAAAAGCAUGAUGUGUAAGCUCUGAACAGCCCCUAGAGCUCAUGUAGCUGUCCCUGUCCAGGGCCCACCAUCUGGGCAGCCACUCAGCUGGGGAUGACAAAGGACACUAUGACUGAGUGAAGGUGAUGGAGGACUCAGGGAAGGAGUGUGGGCAAGUGAAUGCUGAGAUUUGAGACCCAGAAGUUUCUCCCAUGGUUUCUUAUCACGUCUGCGAGUACCAAGACAGCGACUAUAAAAGUGUUGUGGAUGUGUUUACCAAGGGUGCAGAAGAGUAUAUCCCCUCCACCUUCCGCCACUUGCUGCUGCUGCCCCAAACCCUCCUACUCUUACUUGGGGUGCCCCUUGCCCUGGUCCUGGUGUCUGGCUCCUGGCUGCUGGCUGUUGUAUGCAUCUUCUUUCUGCUUCCAUUUUUGUGGUUCCUUGCUGGACAGCCCUGGAAGAAUUAUGUGUCCAAAUGCUUACACACAGACAUGGCUGACAUCACCAAGUCUUAUCUGAGUGAUCGUGGCUCAGGUUUCUGGGUGGCUGAGUCUGGGGGGCAGGUAGUGGGCACAGUGGGUGCUCUGCCAGUCAAGGAGCCUCCAUCAGGGAGGAAGCAGCUGCAGCUCUUCCAUCUGGCUGUGUCCUCACAGCAUCGAGGACAGGGGAUAGCGAAAGCACUGGUCAGAACUGUGCUCCAGUUUGCACGGGACCAGGGCUACACUGAUGUUGUCCUUGAGACUAGCACCAUGCAGAUAGGUGCUGUGACCCUCUACCUGGGCAUGGGCUUCCAGAAGACAGGCCAACGCUUCCCGAGUGUGCUCUGGAGCUUAGUGGGUCUUCGUUUUGUUCAACUACAUUACUCCUUCCCUUCUGCCUAGGAAGGGGGGCUGUGACCUUGAGUUCCUGUGGAGCAAGCACGCUUCCCUGCACUCUGCUACAGGAACCAGUGAACCCUGUCAUGUCAGUGUGGUUAACAAUAAAACCUUGUUGCUG
Rattus rattus (black rat) is the source of this 3097-nucleotide messenger RNA. Its product is annotated as probable N-acetyltransferase CML6. The record is from RefSeq and is a predicted model, not a curated record. Lineage: Eukaryota; Metazoa; Chordata; Mammalia; Rodentia; Muridae. The transcript is spliced from 2 exons. Bases 2314 to 2982 code for a protein of 222 amino acids. Gene Ontology annotation, molecular function: N-acetyltransferase activity.